AUGGUUCCUACCAGUUCACCUUUCCAGAGGUGGAUACUGGAAGAACAUGUGUCGACGGUCAAAAUUCCGGCACACAUCACUUACGAUGGUACUUCGGAUCCGAAGGACCACAUAGCCUCUUACGAGGGGCAUAUGUACCUUAACCUCAGGUCCAAAGCUACCUGGUGCAAAUACUUCCCCACAACCCUUAAAGGUGUUGCACAGUCGUGGAUCACCAAAGGGUUGAAGGAAGGCUCUAUAACAGGUCGGAGUCAUCUCGCCAACAAGUUCAAGAGCAAAUUUUCCACGGCUAACCGCCGAGAGAAAACCACUGCAGAGCUUAUGGGCCUGCAGCAAGCGGAAGACGAAAGUCUCCGAGAUUACUUGACUCGCUUCAGCAACGAGUCGUCCAGAAUCACAAGUCUGGACCAAAGCCUAGCCGUAUUUGCACUACGGAACGACCUACAAGCUGAAAAGUUUCUGGAUUUCAUGGUCAUGCAUCCCCCGCAGACCUUGGAAGAAACCCUCGAUGCUUCGGAUAAAUUCAUCCGAGCCGAGGAAUGGAACAAGGCCAAGCUGCAAUCUCAAUCAGGGCUUGCCAAGCCAAAUGGGCAUCCAGCCGAAGUUCCAGGGUCGAGGAAAGGGAAGGCGAAAAUCUCAGAACCUCCCUCGGCCACUGAGCCGAAAAAGGACAAGGCUCCCUAUCUGGGAAAAUUUGAAUCUUACACCCCUCUCACCUUACCACGUACUAAGAUCUUUAGUGCGACGAGAGAAGAAGGAAGAUUCAAGAAACCAAAGCCGCCUCCUUGGCAUCAGAAGAAAGGGAAGGAUCAUUGGUGCGAGUUCCACAAAUCCCGUGGACAUCGCACCGAGGAUUGCCUUCAGCUGAAGGACCAGAUUGAAGAGCUAGUCCAGAAAGGGUAUUUAAAGAAAUAUGUAGCGGAGUGCCGCGAAGAAAAGAAAGCUGAGAGAGAUUCUCGGCAGGAUCUGGAUUACCACCGGAAAAGGGAUAAACCUCCCGAGGGGGGAAAUCAUGACAUCCUAACCAUUUCUGGGGGUAUUUCUCGUAAUGCACUGAAGCGCCAUCUGAGGGGGCUGACCCAUCAGAUUCAUCAUGCCGAAUUCCAAAAGCCGCGGUCUCCGGUGCCGAACAUGAUGUUCACAUCCGAAGACUGCAGGGGGGUGGUAUACCCCCAUGAUGACCCAUUGGUUAUCAUGACGAGCAUUGCAAACCACAACGUCUAUCGGACACUGGUAGACGGUGGCAGCGGGGCGAAUAUACUUUUCCGAAAGGCAUUCGACCAGCUGAAGUUGGAGAGCAGGCACCUAACUCUAGUUCCCUACCCGGUAACUGGAUUCAACGGUUCUUCUUCAUAUCCAGAUGGGAAAAUUCUUCUUCCCGUCAGCCUCGGCCAAGAACGAGCAAGGCGAAGCAUCAUGGCCGAAUUCUUGGUCAUUGACGCCCCAUCAGUGUACAACGUCAUUAUGGGGAGACCCCUCAUCCAUGAUGUUCAAGGAGUUUUCUCGACGUAUCAUCAAGCAAUGACCUACGUUUCAGACGAAGGACGCUCUGAAAAAAUCUUGGGCAGCCAAAGAGAGGCCCGAGAAUGCAAUUUCCUCAAACCAUCCAAGAGUCGCCGCAAUGACAAGGAUGAUGAGAAAGAAAAAGAGAAAGAAAAAGAGCGAGGUACCAAAAGGCCGAAGGGCCUAAGUGCUUCAGCCCAGGGAUCCCCAUCUAAAAGAACAUCUUUGGGGACUGGAAAGGCUAGUUCUUCAGCUGGGCCGAAAGACUCGGAAGAAGAUCAGCCGAAGCAAGGAAGGUCUGCUGAUAUUGACAGUAGGCCCGAACCAGAAGAGCCUGGCUCCAAAGCAAUGGAGUCAGAUGAAAAAACUGAAUCAAUACCGUUGACCGAAGGAGAUACCGAAAAAUGUGUCAGCAUCGGACUAGGGCUCGAUCCGAGUCUCCGGGUUGAGUUAAUCCAACUCCUUCGGAACAACCGAGAUGUGCAUUCUCAGCAUCUGACAUGCCAGGGAUUGAUCCGAACCUUAUCUCUCACAAGCUUAAUGUCGACCCAACAUGUCGGCCAGUUAAGCAAAAGAAGCGGAAUUAUUCCGCUCAAAAGAACCAAGACAUCGCGGCCGAAGUAA
Chenopodium quinoa (quinoa) is the source of this 2127-nucleotide messenger RNA. RefSeq lists its product as uncharacterized. Bases 1 to 2127 code for a protein of 708 amino acids. The transcript has a single exon. NCBI's taxonomy places the organism in Eukaryota, Viridiplantae, Streptophyta, Magnoliopsida, Caryophyllales, Amaranthaceae. The record is from RefSeq and is a predicted model, not a curated record.